UUUAUGUUACUCACCAUUUAAAAUCAGGGCUACUUUGUUAUAGCUCAGUUUACAGUAACAUCACAAUCAGGACGAGGUUGUUUAAUAGCGCUGCACCAGACUCCCUUGGCAAUGUGUGUAAUAUGUCAGCUCCUAUCUGUUUUAAGAAGAGUUCAACUAAUUCACCUUCUCAACUAAAACCGGUGAUACACCAACAGAGUUUACUUUCACUUUUAGUGUAGGGGAGGGUUCCCGCCAAAAGGUCCGUAUGUGACGACGGUCCAUUUACAUCAGGAGGGGAAAUCAUUUUCACCAUGGCUCCUGCACUCCACAACUACCUGUUUAUUCAGCUAAUAGUCCUCCCUGAAGGGCUCUCUCAUCUGGUGAGAACACAGCAGGUUGUCACAGCAACCCUGGGAGAAGAUGCUGUCUUAACCUGUGAGCUCAUGACACUCAAAGAUGUGAGGCAAGUCACCUGGCAAAAAGAGACACCUGGGGUGAAUGAAAAUGUGGCCACUUACAGCAAACGCGGUUCCCAUGUCAACCCACCUUUUCAGAGGAACGUGGAGUUUGAAGACGAGGGUCUGCAGAACUGCUCUAUCGUCAUCAGAGGAGUGUCAAGAGGAGACGAGUCCUGCUACAAGUGUCUGUUUAACACCUUUCCAGAGGGACCUAUCAGCGGAAGGACCUGUCUCAAAGUCAAUGAGCUGUAUGGACCCUCACUCCUCAUCACACAAACCAACAACAGUCACACCACUCUGUCCUGUUCUGCUACUGGACGACCUGUUCCUACAGUAACCUGGGACAACACAGACAUUCUAGAAAAUUCCACAAUGGCCAAUGUCACCCAUCUCAAUGGAACUGUCACGGUCACCAUAACUUCUACGCUGGCAGCAUUCAGUCUACCUGACAAAGACACCAGGGUUGGCUGUAUGGUGUCACUGUUCUCUGGAGGUGUCACCAAGAACGUAUCCAUGGUUAUUCCAGCUAGAACUCAAGCUUCAUUUCCUGGUGUACCUGGGGUCACUGAUGGUGACAGGAUCAGAGGGAUUGGUGCAGUGAUGAUUUCACUGUGUUUCAUUGCUGUGUGCUGUGGAGCUGCUGUGGCACUGUGGUGCAAACUGAGAAAUACAACAAGAAGCCCAAAUCCCACAGCCAAUGACAGAGAACAGGAAGAACCAUCAACACUCAACCCUCAACAUGAUGACUCUGAAACAAGUAAACAGUGUUUGUACUUACUGUAGGUAAUAGAUUAGAAAACAUUGAAUUGCUUUUCAGUAUCAAAUAUCCUCCCUGGAGAAUAUGUAACUGUAAAUACCCACAAAGCCGUUAUAUCAGUACACUACUACAACAUGAUCUGACUCUGGUCAGUAUCAUUGAUGUUAAUAUCUUUCAGGACCACAACAAUAUCCAGUACAUUCUAAAUGUGUUAGUACAACCUUAUUGGAUCAUCCUGGUAGAGUGGUAGUCAUGACUGCAUACAUGCAAAUGAGUUGCAUUGCUGCAUUGUUGUUCCAGUAUGUUAUUUGUAUUUUGUAUUUAUAAGGGAACCCCAUUAGCUGCUACUCUUGCUGGGUCCAAACAUAUUACAGUACUUACAUUACAUAUAAAACAGUACAUCAUAAAACAUUAUUACACCACUACAUCUCUACAAUACAACAUGUUUAAUACCACCAUACAACAAUAUCACAAUGUUUACACAUGCAUGUGUCUGUACCUUUGUAUGUCUUCACAGUCCCCGUUGUUCCAAAAGGUGUAUUUUUACCUGUUUUAAAAGAAUCUGAUUCUACUGCUUGUAUUACAUGAUGUGGAAUAGAGUUCCAUGUAGUCAUGGCUAAACUAGGGCCUGUAGGACCUGCCUUGUUGAUAGUGUUGUUAAGAAGGUAGAAACUAGGGCCUGUAGGACCUGCCUUGUUGAUAGUGUUGUUAAGAAGGUAGAAACUAGGGCCUGUAGGACCUGCCUUGUUGAUAGGGUUGUUAAGAAGGUAGAAACUGGGGCCUGUAGGACCUGCCUUGUUGAUAGUGUUGUUAAGAAGGUAGAAACCAUGGCCUGUAGGACCUGCCUUGUUGAUAGUGUUGUUAAGAAGGUAGAAACUAGGGCCUGUAGGACCUGCCUUGUUGAUAGUGUUGUUAAGAAGGUAGAAACCAUGGCCUGUAGGACCUGCCUUGUUGAUAGUGUUGUUAAGAAGGUAGAAACUAGGGCCUGUAGGACCUGCCUUGUUGAUAGGGUUGUUAAGAAGGUAGAAACUGGGGCCUGUAGGACCUGCCUUGUUGAUAGUGUUGUUAAGAAGGUAGAAACUAGGGCCUGUAGGACUUGCCUUGUUGAUAGUGUUGUUAAGAAGGUAGAAACGGGGGCCUGUAGGACCUGCCUUGUUGAUAGUGUUGUUAAGAAGGUAGAAACUAGGGCCUGUAGGACCUGCCUUGUUGAUAGUGUUGUUAAGAAGGUAGAAACUGGGGCCUGUAGGACCUGCCUUGUUGAUAGUGUUGUUAAGAUGGUAGAAACUAGGGCCUGUAGGACCUGCCUUGUUGAUAGUGUUGUUAUGAAGGUAGAAACUAUGGCCUGUAGGACCUGCCUUGUUGAUAGUGAUGUUAUGAAGGUAGAGCAGUGCUUUAUUAUGGACAGACUUCUCCCAUCUUAGCUACUGUUGUAUCAAUAUGUUUUGACCAUGACAGUUUACAAUCCAGGGUAACUCCUAGCAGUUUAGUCACCUUAACUUGCUCAAUUUACACAUUAUUCAUUACAAGAUUUAAUUGAGGUUUAGGGUUUAGUGAAUGAUUUGUCCCAAAUACAAUGCUUUUAGUUUUGGAAAUAUUUAGGACUAACUUAUUCCUUGCCACCCUAUCCGAAACUAACCGCAGCUCUUUGUUGUAUAGUGUUGAGUCAUCCGCAUACAUAGACACACUGGCUUUACUCAAACAGCUGCCCUGGGGAAUUCCUGAUUCUACCUGGAUUAUGUUUGAGAGGCUUCCAUUAAAUAACACCCUCUGUGUUCUGUUAGACAAUCAACUCUUUAUCCACAUUAUAGUAGGGGGUGUAAAGCCAUAAUACAUAUGUUUUUCCAGCAGCAGACUGAACGAUAAUGUCAAAAGCUGCACUGAAGUCUAACAAAACAGCCCCCAUUAUCAUUUUAUCAUAAAUUUCUCUCAGCCGCCUCCCAGGUUACGCAGUGGUUAUUGGCCUAGCGUUGUCCGGGUUAGGGAGGGUUUGGCCGGUAGGGAAAUCCUUGUCUCAUCGCACACCGGCGCACACGGCGCAGUGCGCGCUAACCAAGGUUGCCAGGUGCACAGUGUUUCCUCUGACACAUUGGUGGGGCUGGUUCCGGGGUGGAUGGCGCUGUGUUAAGAAGCAGUGUGGCUUGGUUGGGUUGUGUAUCGGAGGACGCAUGACUUUCAACCUUCGUCUCUGCCGAGCCUGUACCGGAGGUGUAGCGAUGAGACAAGAUAGUAGCUACUAAAAUAAGUGGAUACCACGAAAUUGGGGAGAAAAGGGGGUAAAAUUUAAAAACAAACAAAAAAACAAUUAUCUCAGCCAAUCAUCAUUCAUUUAUGUCAGUGCUGUGCUUGUUGAGUGUCCUUCCCUAUAAGCGUGCUGGAAGUCUGUUGUCAAUUUGUUCACUGUGAAAUUGCACUCUAUCUGGUCAAAUAUAUAUUUUUUCUAGAAGUUUACUAAGGGUUGAUAACAGGCUGAUUGGUUGGCUAUUCGAGCCAGUUAAGGGGGCUUUACUACUCUUGUGUAGUGGAAUGACUGUAGCUUCCCUCCAGGCCUGAGGGCACACACUUUCUAAUAGGCUUAAAUUGAAGAUGUGGCAUUAUCACCGACUAUUAUCCUCAGUAAUUUUCCAUCCAGAUUGUCAGACCCAGGUGACUUGUCAUUGUUGAUAGACAACAAUCAUUUUUUCACCUCUUCCAAACUGACAUUACGGAAUUCAAAAGUACUAUUCUUGUCUUUCAUCAUGUGGUCAGAUAUACUUGGAUGUGUAGUGUCAGCGUUUGCUGCUGGCCUGUCACACAUACGUUUGCUUAUCUUGCCAAUGAAAAAGUCAUUAAAGUAGUUGGCAAUAUCAGUUGGUUUUGGGAUGAAUGAGCCAUCCGAUUCAUUGAAUGAUGGAGCUGAGUUUGCCUUUUUUCACAAUAUUUAAUUUAAGGUGCUCCAAAGCCUUUUACUAGGAGUCUUUCUAUAAUUUAUUUUUGUUUCAUAGUGUAGUUUUAUUUCAUUUAGUCAUGAUUUCUUCAUUUGAAAUACGUUUGCCAAUCAGUUGGGCUGCCAGAUUAAUUGCCAUACCUUUUGCCUCAUCCCUCUCACCCAUACAAUUUUUCAAUUCCUCAUCAAUCCACAGGGAUUUAACAGUUUUUACAGUCAUUUUCUUAAUGGGUGCAUACUAAUUAGUAACUGGAAUAAGCAAUUUCAUAAAUGUGUCAAGUGCCGUGUCUGGUUGCUCCUCAUUACACAUCAAAGACCAGCAAAUAUAAUUUACCUCAUCAACAUAUGACUCACUAUAAAACUUCUUGUAUGACCUCUUAUACACUAUAUUAGGCUCAGCCGUUGGAACUAUUCUAAAAUGGGUUAAAUAAAAGUGUAAUGAUCACUUUAAUGGUACUGUAUUUCAAACUCUCUGGUCAGUUAUGUUUGUUUUAGACCAUAGCUGUCAAUACUUGACCAUUUUACUUUUUUUUAAAUGAGAACUUGAGUGACUACUAUACUGUCUCAAACACAUCUGUGUGGUUCAAAGACUGUUUCUAUCGAUAGGCAUUGUGGGUACUGAAUAGUGGACUGAAUGGCUGACACACAGGCCUGCUGUUUAUUUUAUACUUAAAUACAGUCUGUAUGUAAAUAUGUUUUGUAGUUGGUUAAUGAUGACACAUGAUGAAUCCAAACUAGACUUAUGUGUGGUUUUUAUUCUUUACUGGGGGUUUUAUAAAUCAAAUGUUAGGUACUUUCAUGGUGUGGGUGGUUUUCUUAAUUCUUAACUUUUUUAAAUCAAAUGCUGUAAGAUACACAAUGUUGUAAUAUACUUUGUGUGUGUUUUUGUUUUCUACUUUUAUAAAUAAAAUGUUUAAACAAUG
Molecule: messenger RNA, 5043 nt
Organism: Oncorhynchus keta (chum salmon)
Lineage: Eukaryota; Metazoa; Chordata; Actinopteri; Salmoniformes; Salmonidae
Product: OX-2 membrane glycoprotein-like
Exons: 6
Coding region: 294-1223 (309 amino acids)
Molecular function (GO): cell-cell adhesion mediator activity
Source: RefSeq, a predicted model, not a curated record